Recurvomyces mirabilis is the source of this 966-nucleotide messenger RNA. RefSeq lists its product as uncharacterized. NCBI's taxonomy places the organism in Eukaryota, Fungi, Ascomycota, Dothideomycetes, Mycosphaerellales, Teratosphaeriaceae. Bases 1 to 966 code for a protein of 321 amino acids. Gene Ontology annotation, biological process: protein ubiquitination; negative regulation of gene expression via chromosomal CpG island methylation. Gene Ontology annotation, molecular function: ubiquitin protein ligase activity. The record is from RefSeq and is a predicted model, not a curated record. The transcript has 2 exons.
AUGGCGCCCAACAACAACUCUCUAGACGUCUGCGUCAAUUACAUCGUGGAGACAGAUCGACUGGCGGUCGGGAAGUUCGCGGCUGUGAGCCAAUCUCUGGGAGAGGUUCCGAAGACGAGCAAAUUGACUAGCAAACGGUUGGACCAAAUCGACGACAUGCUCACGUGGCUGGAGGAUGAUGCUCGCAUGACUUCAGGACUGAGAGCGCGCUCUAUAGCUGAAGACGUCCUUCUCACGAUGUUCAACCGAGAGGACUUCCACUUCCCGGAUGCACAAAAGUAUCAGCAGAAGCCCUCUAUUAACGAACGAGUGAAGUGGAAUGAAGGACAAUCAAGUGAGGCCAACGAUGCUGACAGUGCUGUCGAUCUGCCUGCGGCAAGGGCAAAGACCACGUCGAAAAGACAUCGUACGGAAGAUACUGAAGGCGCCGAAAAGCGGGUCGUGUAUCCACGAGCGGAUCAUGCUAUUUGGGGUCUAGAAGGAAUCAUGCAUGGUGUAGCCAUGUCUAUCAGUAUGAAGACGAAUGGUUCAACGAGGAAGUCACUUCUGUACGACGAUCGAUACGACACGAGCCGCCGUAGUGCCAAAGCAUAUGGCCAUAACGGCAUUGAGGUUGGGAUGUGGUAUUCACGACAGCUAGUGGCCUGCUUUCAUGGUGCGCAUGGUCACCAGCAAGCAGGCAUAUAUGGCGACGCCACCACAGGCGCGUACUCUAUUGUCGACGAUCUGGACACCGACCAUGGGAAUUAUCUUUACUACUCUGCUCCGAACAGCCACAACAAUGACGACCCAAGACAACCGCCUGAAGCAGGCUCUGGUUCUUUAGCUCUACAGACGUCUAUGCGAAAGCAGCGUCCAGUACGUGUGCUUCGAACUUCUACCGGCAAGAGCAAAUGGGCGCCAUCUCGUGGACUCCGCUACGAUGGUCUCUAUCUUGUUGUCACACUGAACCAUCCAAUCAAUUGA